ACAUUUGUCUUGAAUCUUUGAAGUUGUUUUCAUGCAGAAUUGUUGAGGCUGAGUUGCUUAACUUUCAUGGACUCAAAGAAAUUUCUUUGGGUUGGAUGGAAGUAAAACUCAUGACUAUUAAGACCUUGUUUUCAAAUUGUGAGGCGCUUGAGAAUUUAAGUCUCAAGAGGUGUUGGACUUCAGAUGACUUUGAUUUACGGGAGGAGAACCUAAGGUUGAGAAAGUUGGUCGUGGACAGAUGCAUGUUUAGAUCUAAUAGUCGUUAUUUUAUAGUCAAUGCUCCAAACUUAAGAUAUUUCUAUUAUUCCGGGUUGAAUGAUAAUUUUUUAGUUAUGGACAUACGUUCCCUUGUGAUGGAAGAGGAAGUUUUUGACUUUUCAAUUGAGUUUGAAGGACAUGCUCUAUUUCUCUACAAACUAGUGGAAGAUAUCUCCAGCGGCAGUACUUUAACUGUGAGCAAUUAUUUCCUUUAGGUUGUUCCCACCGGAAACUGUCUGCUCCGUAUGUCAUGUAGAACAAAUGUGAGAAGUUUGACAAUGAUGACUUCUUUGGAUCAAAUUGAGUUUUUAGGAAUCACAUUCUUACUUAAUAGCUGCCCUGAAUUAGAGAAGCUCACUAUCGAAUUGGGUCUCGCCAAAAAAUAUUUGGAUUAUGAGUCACCUGACAACUUUAACCUCGAGAUGUUUUGGACUGAUCACGCAAGGGCUUAUAAUUGCAUGGUAUAUACUCUUAGAGAGGUGGAGAUUAUGGGCUUCAAAGGAUCAAUUAAUGAGAUUCGUGUCAUUACCUAUUUCAUCACUAUUGGAAGAGUCUUGAGAAAGAUGACUAUCAACAUAUUGAAGGAUGAUGAUGUCAAUCAAGAUGGGAGCUUGGGUUCUAACUACCGUGACAUGAUAGAAACACUAGUGUCUCUAAGCGCUUCAAGAGAUUUAGAGAUUUCAAUUUGUUAGUAUUUUACAAUUCCAGAGAAUUUAAAUUCGAGAAG
This is a messenger RNA of Lotus japonicus, 985 nucleotides long. RefSeq names its product F-box protein At3g62230-like. The record is from RefSeq and is a predicted model, not a curated record. Lineage: Eukaryota; Viridiplantae; Streptophyta; Magnoliopsida; Fabales; Fabaceae. Bases 504 to 950 code for a protein of 148 amino acids. The transcript is spliced from 3 exons.